CAGAGAGAUGAGCCAGAUAGCACUCACCAUACCAACCGUGACCCAGGAAUAUAUGAAACUUGAAGAGUAUAUGAAGAAAGUGAAGCAAGAGACCUUGGGUGAUCUGCAGAAGGAGAUGCUUCUAUCAAAUAAAAGACUGCUGUUCUUGGCUGAUUACUGUAACUUUAACCCAUCCACAAUUCGCUUGAACUCAGAACCAUUCCAGUGGUACCAGAAAACUGAGCUGAUUUUAGAAGAAAACGCUAUGAUCAUGACAGAGAAGUUGAAAGAGCUGCAAGAUGACUUAAAGAUCAACAAGAUGAGGUUUGUCAGUGAACUGGAGGAGUACAGCAAGCAGGUGGACGAGCUGGACCUGUGCUCUGAUGUCACCCAGAUAGACAACUACAACAAGAUGGCUUUAGCAUUGCAAGACAGGCUGAUUGAAGCUGCUGAUAAAAUUGCCAAGUUUAAUGAGGAAGAAGAAUCCUUUGGUCUCGAAGUUACCCAGUUCCCACAGCGUGUGGCUGCAUUGAACAAAAUGAGGCCAUAUGCCAGUUUGUUCAAAGAGUGUGCACAGUUCAAUGAAAAUCACAGAAAAUGGAUGCACGGCCCGAUGGUGGAUGUGCUCCCAGAAGAAGUGGAUGCAUCUGUUGGAGCAUCCUUCAGGUCCAUUUUCAAACUGGAAAAACAAUUCUCCAAGAAACCUCGGGCUGAGGGAAUCGCUGCUCAUUUCAGGGAAAGAGUGGAUUCCUUUAAGCAGCACCUACCACUAAUCAAUGUGCUGUUUAACCCUGGACUCCGAUCUCGCCAUUGGGAGCAGAUUUCUGAAAUAUCGGGGAAGAUGAUUUCCCCAACAGAGUCAACCAACUUGCAGUAUUUUCUGGAUCUGGAUAUCAAGAAACAUUUGAAUGUCUUUGAACUUGUCAAUGAGGCCGCCACAAAAGAGUUCUCUUUAGAAAAAGCACUGAAAGGCAUGAUGGAAGCCUGGUUACCGAUGAAAUUCAUCACAGUGCCAUACAGAGACACAGGCACACACAUUCUAUCUGGGGUAGAUGAAAUCCAACAACAGCUGGAUGACCACAUUGUUAAAGUCCAGACCAUGAAAGGCUCACCUUUUAUAAAGCCUUUUGAAGUCGAAAUAGAAGUAUUUGAGAAACAGUUAGUCAACCUACAAGAUAUUAUAGAUGCUUGGCUCAAGGUACAAGCAACUUGGCUUUAUCUUGAACCUAUUUUUAGCUCACCAGAUAUCAUGAUGCAGAUGCCCGAGGAAGGACGCAAGUUUAAAACUGUGGACAAGACGUGGAAGGAAGUGAUGAAAGUUUGUGUUGCUGACCCCAACGUCAUGCAGGUCAUAGAGAUUGAGGGCAUCUUAGCAAAGAUGCAGAAAAACAACAACCUUUUGGAACUCAUCCUCAAGGGCCUCAACGAGUAUUUAGAAAAGAAACGUCUGUACUUUCCUCGAUUUUUCUUUUUAUCAAACGAUGAGCUUUUGGAAAUACUUUCAGAAACCAAAGACCCUACCAGAGUUCAGCCUCAUCUGAAGAAGUGCUUUGAAGGAAUUGCCAGUUUGACUUUCACAGUGCCAGACAAAGACAUAACCCACAUCAAAUCUAGUGAGGGGGAGGUGGUACUGUUGAAAGAUGUCAUCUCUACGGCAAGGGCCAAAGGUCAAGUGGAAAAAUGGCUGCUGGAACUGGAGACAGACAUGGUGACGUCCAUCCGGGCUGUAAUCAGUGAAGCCCUUGAGGCGUACGUAAAAGAACCGAGAUCUUCGUGGGUUCGUGCCUGGCCAGGACAGGCAGUGCUGGGUGUAGGACAAACAUACUGGACUACGUAUGUGACGGAGUCUAUAUCAAAGGGUCCCAAAGCUUUGGCUAAUUAUUUAAAAGUAAACAAUGAACAGAUUGAUGAUAUUGUCGCCCUUGUCCGAGGCAAGCUGUCCAAACAGAACAGAGUCACCCUGCAGGCUCUCAUUGUCCUUGAUGUCCAUGCUCGGGACGUUCUGGCUCAAAUUGUUGAAGACGAGGUCUCCAAUCCACUAGACUUUAAAUGGCUCAGUCAACUCCGAUAUUACUGGGAGAAUGACAAUUUGGUUACACGUAUGAUAAACUCCCAACUGAAUUAUGGGUAUGAGUAUUUAGGAAACAGUGGGCGUUUGGUUGUGACACCCCUAACAGACAGGUGCUACAGAACUCUCUUUGGUGCAUUACACUUACACCUUGGUGGUGCACCUGAAGGACCAGCAGGUACAGGUAAAACUGAGACCACCAAGGAUUUGGCUAAAGCUGUGGCCAAACAGUGUGUGGUCUUCAACUGCUCAGACGGCCUGGACUACAUUGCCCUAGGAAAAUUUUUUAAAGGUCUUGCAUCCUGUGGUGCUUGGUCCUGCUUUGAUGAGUUCAACAGAAUUGACCUGGAAGUAUUGUCUGUUGUAGCCCAACAGAUUCUGACAAUUCAGAGAGGAAUCAACUCUGGAGCAGAAACUCUUGUGUUUGAAGGGACGGAGAUCAAACUAGAUCCUACCUGCUCUGUGUUCAUCACAAUGAAUCCUGGGUACGCCGGUCGAUCCGAGCUGCCUGACAAUUUAAAGGCUUUGUUCCGAACAGUCGCCAUGAUGGUGCCAGACUACGCCUUGAUCUCGGAGAUAUCCCUGUACUCGUGUGGGUUCGUCUGGGCCCGGCCCCUCUCUGUGAAAAUUGUGGCAACCUACCGCCUUUGUUCCGAGCAGCUCUCCUCACAGAGCCAUUAUGAUUACGGCAUGAGAGCUGUGAAAUCAGUGCUCACCGCAGCUGGAAACUUAAAGCUGAGGUACCCAGAACAAGAUGAAAACAUUCUAAUGCUGCGCUCCAUCAUUGAUGUGAACCUGCCCAAAUUCCUGAACCAGGACCUGCCCCUGUUUGCAGGCAUCACGUCUGACCUGUUCCCUGGCAUCAAGCUGCCAGAGCCAGACUACGUUAUCCUGAAUGAGAACUGCCGAGCUGCUUGCACCGAAUACAACUACCAGUGUACACCAUUUUUUCUCACCAAGAUUCAAGAGAUCUAUGAGAUGAUGAUUGUACGUCAUGGUUUCAUGAUUGUUGGUGAUCCAAUUGGUGGCAAAACAUCUGCUUACAAAACUUUAGCUAAUGCCCUGGGCAGGAUUGAAGAACAGGACUUGAUGGAGGAACACAGAGUGCAAAUAGCAGUCAUCAACCCUAAAGCAAUUACCAUGGGUCAGCUCUACGGCAGAUUUGACCCUGUGUCUCAUGAAUGGUCUGAUGGUAUUCUGGCAGUACACUACAGGAAUUUCGCUAUAUCAAACAACAAUGAUAGGAAGUGGCUUAUAUUUGAUGGACCAGUGGACGCAGUGUGGAUUGAAAACAUGAACACUGUGCUGGACGACAACAAGAAGCUCUGCCUCAUGAGUGGGGAGAUCAUCCAGCUCAUGCCCACAACCAAUCUCAUCUUCGAACCCAUGGAUUUGGAGGCGGCUUCCCCAGCAACUGUGUCUCGAUGUGGUAUGAUCUACAUGGAGCCAGCGACCUUAGGCUGGCGUCCACUAGUAAAGUCAUGGCUGUCAGCCAAGCCUCAGAUUUUUUUGGAUACAAUGAAAGCCCAUGUCAACAAACAGUUUGAAAGAUUUGUGGAUGCUGGGCUUGCGUUAAUUCGCAGAUGUGGAAUCAAGGAACUCUCCCCAACUACUGACCACAAUUUAGUGAUGUCACUGAUGCAUUUGAUGGAUGCCAACAUGGAAGAGUUCCACAGUGAUGUGAAGAUAACCCAACUGGAUGAGAGAGAGAUUGUCAUGUGGCUUGAGUGCAUCUUUUUAUUUUCCUUCACGUGGUCAAUUGGAGGAACUUGUGAUCAAAACGGCAGACUACGUUUUGAUUCCUUAGUCAAAGAUCUCAUCAAGGGCCCAUUAACUGAAAGCAUGAGAGCAGCACUGGGCUUUGUUCAUAAUGUGGCCCCCUUAGAAGCUCCUUACAUGCUGCCUUACCCCCCAGAAGGGACAAUCUAUGAUUAUCAGUUUAUGAAAGAGAAAUUUGAAAAACCCAAGUCCAAGAAGAAAGGUGGAGAGGAAGAAACAGAAGACCUGUUUACAGAGGAUCUGAUGGAGCUCUUGUCUAAAGAUAACGCAGGAGCAGAGAAAAAGAUCUGUGGGAGAUGGGCAUUGUGGUCUGAAGACCUGGUGGAUGCCAGUCCAAUCUCCCCUGAAGCAGCCUUCAAUGAGAUCAUUGUGCCCACAGUGGACACAGUGCGCUACACAGCACUGAUGGAGAUGUUGACAGUGCAUGAAGCACACUUCCUUGUUGUAGGUCCCACUGGGACAGGCAAGAGUGUCUACCUUACAGAUUUCCUCCUAAAUAGGCUGGACAAGAAUAUUUACAAGCCCAACAUCCUGAACUUCUCAGCCCAAACCAGCUCGACCCAGACACAGAACAUCAUCAUGUCCAAGCUGGACAAGAGAAGAAAGGGAGUCUAUGGGCCACCUCCUGGGAAAAGAGCUUUAAUCUUUGUGGAUGACUUAAACAUGCCACUACCUGAGCAGUGGGGGGCCCAGCCACCCAUAGAGCUGCUACGUCAGUGGCUGGACCACUGGAACUGGUACGACUUGACUGACACCAGCAACAUCAGACUAAUCGAUAUGAUAUUCAUCGGAGCCAUGGGGCCCCCAGGUGGUGGGCGCAACUUUGUUACUCCCCGCUUUCUGCGACACCUGAACUGCAUGAGCAUCAAUGAGUUUGAUGAUGCCGCCAUGGUUACCAUUUUUAACAAGAUUCUCUGCUGGCAUUUUGACACACAGGAAUUCCCAGAGACAAUGAAAUCAGUUAUACCCCAUGUCAUACAAGCAACCCUGAAAGUUUACCAGCAGGCAAUGUUCAAUCUCCUGCCUACACCUGCCAAAAGUCAUUACCUGUUCAACCUGCGUGACUUUAGCCGAGUCAUUCAGGGGAUUUUAUUGUCCACCCCUGCGUCCGCACCAGAUGCCCAGGCUAUCAAAAGGCUCUGGCUUCAUGAGAUAAACCGAGUGUUUGGUGAUCGUCUGAUUGACGACUCUGAUCGCACCUGGCUCUUUGAAUGCUGCCGGGAUGUCAUCAAAGACAUCAUGAAGGAAAACUUCAACGUGCUGCUGGCUCACCUGGACACAGAGGGCACAGGUGAGGUGACAGAGGACAACAUGAGGUCCCUGAUUUACUGCGACUUCACUGAUCCUACGGGGGAGAACAGGCUGUACGUGGAGGCCAGGGAUUUGGACGCUGUGCAGAAGAUUCUCAUGGGGUACUUGGCCGAGUUCAACCAGAUCAGCAAGAAGCCAAUGGACUUGGUCUUGUUUCGGUUCGCUAUAGAGCAUGUGUCCAGAAUAGCCAGGAUACUAAAACAGCCAUGCAGCCACGCCCUGCUGGUGGGGGUUGGAGGAUCAGGGCGGCAGUCCUUGACCAGACUAGCAGCUUAUAUUUCAGACUACGAGGUCUUCCAGGUGGAGAUCUCUAAGAGCUACACCAAUGUGGAGUGGAGAGAUGACCUGAAAAGAAUUUUAAGAAAAGCAACAGAAACCUCUGGGGGUUGUGUGUUUCUCUUCUCAGACACACAGAUAAAGCAAGAGUCAUUUUUAGAAGACGUUAAUGGCCUCUUGAAUGCUGGUGAGGUUCCAGGCUUGUUUGAGAUGGAAGAAAAAAUGGAAAUUUGUGAGAAAAUGAGAGCAAUCGAUAGGAUGAGAGACAAAAGUCAGCAGACGGAUGGGUCGAUGCUGUCACUGUUCAACCUGUUUAUCUCCCGCGUCAGGGACCAGCUACACGUGGUGCUCUCCAUGAGCCCUAUAGGGGACGCCUUCAGGAGCAGACUCAGGAAGUUUCCCUCCCUGGUCAACUGCUGCACUGUCAACUGGUUUCAAGCCUGGCCAGAUGAUGCACUAGAGGCUGUUGCAUCGCGUAACCUGGAGGCUAUAGAAAUGGAGGAUCAUGAGAAACAUGGGGUGAUUGUCAUGUGCAAACACUUCCAUCAGACCACACAGGAACUGUCAAUGAGGUUUUUACAUGAGCUUGACCGUCACAAUUAUGUGACACCUACCUCCUACCUGGAACUGAUCAGCACAUUCAAGAACCUGCUCACCAACAAAAGAGAUCAGGUGAUGACCCAGAAGAUGAGGUAUGUCGUCGGCCUGGAGAAGCUGGCGUCUGCCGCAGCCCAGGUGUCGGUGAUGCAGCAGGAACUGACGGAGCUGCAGCCCCAGCUCGUCGUCGCCUCCAAGGAAGUCUCAGACAUCAUGGUGGUCAUUGAGAAGGAUUCCGUGGAGGUUGCCAAGGUUGAGAAGAUAGUGAAAGCUGAUGAAGCUAUAGCCAAUGAACAAGCUUCUGCAGCGAAAGCUAUAAAAGAUGAUUGCGAUGCUCAACUUGCCCUCGCCUUGCCUGCCCUGGAGGCUGCACUUAGUGCACUAAAUACCUUAACACAAAAUGAUGUAACGGUGGUGAAAACCAUGAAGAGCCCCCCAUACCUGGUCAAACUGGUGCUAGAGGCAGUCUGUGUACUCAGAGGAAUUAAGCCAGAGAGGAUCAAUGCCCCGGAUGGAUCUGGCAAGAAAAUUGACGACUACUGGGGCCCAUCCAAAAAAAUGCUUGGUGACAUGAAAUUUUUAGAACAGUUGCGUGAAUUUGACAAGGAUAACAUCCCAAAAGAUAAUAUAACAAGGAUAAGAAAACAGUACAUCCCAAAUCCUGAUUUUGACCCGGAUAAAAUCAAAUCAGCCUCCACUGCCUGUGAGGGUCUAUGCAAAUGGGUCAGGGCCAUGGAUAAAUAUGAUGAUGUGGUGAAAAUUGUAGCCCCCAAGCAAGCAGCUCUGAAAGAAGCAGAGGGGGAGCUCAAAGCUGCCAUGACUUCCUUAGAAAAGAAGAGAGCUUCACUGCGAGAGGUUCAAGGCAAACUGCAGAAACUUGAAGACACACUAGAGAACAACAAACAAAAAAAAGCUGACCUUGAGAACCAAGUGGAUUUGUGCCAGAAAAAGCUAGAGAGAGCCUCACAGUUGAUUGGUGGCCUUGGAGGGGAGAAAUCCAGGUGGGAAAAUGCUGCCAAAAGUCUGAGUGAAACCUACAGCAAUUUAACAGGAGAUGUCCUAGUAUCAUCUGGAAUUGUUGCUUAUCUUGGGGCUUUCACUUCAGCAUUUAGAUUUGAAGAGUCGAUGGCCUGGCUGAGAGAUGUGCGCAAAAUGCGUAUCCGAUGCUCCGAGGAUUUCUCACUGAUUAACACUCUGGGAGACCAAGUGUUGAUAAGAUCCUGGAACAUUGCUGGCCUACCUACCGACAGUUUCUCUUUAGAAAAUGGUAUCAUUAUCAGCAACUCAAAUCGUUGGCCACUGAUGAUUGACCCUCAAGGUCAAGCCAACAAGUGGAUCAAGAACAUGGAAAAACAAAACAACCUCCACGUGGUCAAGUUCACUGACCGUGACUUUGUGCGCAACUUGGAGAACUGCAUUCAGUUUGGAACACCGGUUCUGCUGGAGAAUGUGCAGGAAGAGUUAGAUCCCAUGCUGGAGCCACUCCUGCUGAAGCAGGUGUUCAAGCAAGGUGGCGCCAUGUGCAUCAAGCUGGGAGACUCCACCAUUGAGUACUCCUUUGAUUUCAAGUUCUACAUCACAACCAGCUUGAGGAAUCCUCACUACUUACCAGAGGUGGCUGUCAAGGUGACCUUGUUGAACUUUAUGAUAACACCUGAGGGCCUACAGGACCAGCUGCUGGGUAUUGUAGUGGCCAAAGAGAGGCCAGAGCUGGAGGAAGAAAAAAGCAUGCUGAUCAUUCAAGGUGCUUCAAACAAAAAACAACUGAAGGAAAUUGAGGACAAGAUCCUUGAGGUACUGUCUACUUCUGAAGGCAACAUUCUAGAAGAUGAGACGGCCAUAAAAAUUCUUUCCUCAUCCAAGACAUUAUCCAAUGAGAUUUCUGAGAAACAGGCUUUUGCUGAGGAGACAGAGUUAAAAAUUGACGAGGCACGUAUGGGCUACACCCCCAUUGCCAUACACUGUACGGUGCUUUUCUUCUCCAUCGCUGACCUGGCCAACAUUGACCCCAUGUACCAGUACUCUCUCACCUGGUUCAUCAACCUGUUCAACAUCAGCAUCGAGAACGCUGACAGGUCCGAUGUACUGGAGGAGAGGCUGCAGAACCUGCACAAUCACUUCACAUACCUGCUCUAUUGUAACGUGUGUAGGAGCCUGUUUGAAAAGGACAAGCUUUUGUUUUCUUUUCUGCUGUGUGUGAACAUUUUGAAACACAACAAAGAAAUUAUUGAAUCAGAGUGGCGGUUCUUCCUAACUGGGGGCGUGGGCCUGGAUAACCCAGUGAAAAAACCAGCAGAGUGGCUUCCCCAGCGCUCCUGGGAUGAGCUGUGCCGUGUUGAUGAGAUGGAACCCUUUAAAGGCAUAGCUGAUGCUUUUGCCAAGGAGGCCAAUGACUGGAGAACCAUCUAUGAUAGUUUGGAACCCCAUAAGGAGCAAAUGCCCAGUGCCUGGCAAAAAUUAAAUUCAUUCCAAAAAAUGCUGAUAUUGAGAAUUUUCAGAUUUGACAAGGUUAUACCUGCAGUGCAGGACUUCGUCACAGAGAAACUGGGAAAGGUUUUUGUCGAGCCCCCACCGUUUGAUCUGCCGAAGUCGUUUGCUGACAGCAACUGCACGACGCCGCUGUUGUUUGUGCUGUCUCCAGGCUCAGACCCCAUGGCGGCUCUACUCAAGUUUGCUGACGACAAUAACAUGGGUGGUGAAAAGUUUGACUCCCUGUCCCUGGGUCAAGGUCAAGGUCCUAUAGCUAUAAAAAUGAUUGACAAGGCUUGUAAAGACGGGCUGUGGGUUGUCCUGCAGAACUGUCAUCUGGCUGCCUCAUGGAUGCCCACACUAGAGAAAAUCACUGCAGAAUUUUCAGAAGACCAGACCCACCCAGAGUUCCGCCUGUGGCUGACCUCGUACCCAUCCAGUGUUUUCCCAGUGACCAUCUUACAAAAUGGUGUCAAGAUGACCAACGAAGCACCAAAGGGAUUACGUUUCAACAUUAUAAAAUCUUACAAAUCCGACCCAAUCUCAGAUCCUGAAUUCUUUAAUGGAUGCCAACAAAAUGAAAUUUUCAAGAAGAUGCUCUAUGCCCUGUGUUUCUUCCACGCCCUGGUCCAAGAGAGGAAGAAGUUUGGUCCCCUGGGCUGGAACAUACCAUACGAGUACAACGACACAGAUCUGCGCAUCAGUGUCCUGCAGCUGCACAUGUUUUUAAACCAGUACGAGGAAGUUCAAUUUGAAGCCUUACGUUACCUGACUGGAGAAUGUAACUAUGGAGGUCGUGUGACGGACGGCUGGGACAGGCGCACACUGAACACAAUUCUAUUUAAAUUCUACUGCCCUGAGCUCCUGGAGGCUGAGGAGUACUACUUUGACCCCCACAAGAGGUACUCACUCCCACCAGAUGGCGAUUAUGAGAGUUACCUGACAUUCACCCAGACCCUCCCUCUGAUUGCCUCACCUGAAGUGUUUGGCAUGCAUCCCAAUGCUGAGAUAACCAAAGACCAAGCUGAGACACAGCUGUUGUUUGACAACAUCCUGCUGACAGUGGGAAAAGCAGCAAGUAAAGGAGGCAGCUCCGCGGAUGAGAUUGUGGACAGCGUGGCCAUGGAUAUCAUCGAGAGACUCCCAGCCAACUUUGACACAGACAUCGCCCUGAGGAAGUACCCCACGUCCUACACCCAGAGCAUGAACACCGUCCUCGUACAGGAGAUGGUGCGCUUCAACAAACUGCUCUCACGUGUACGCAGCACUUUACUCAAUAUAAGGAAAGCAAUAAAGGGUCUAGUGGUGAUGUCAUCAGACCUGGAGGAAGUUGUCAGCAGUAUUCUGACUGGCAGAAUCCCCAACAUGUUUAAGAAGGUCUCCUACCCUUCUCUAAAACCACUGGGCAGUUACAUCAAUGACUUCCUAGCCCGCUUGCAGUUCCUGCAAGACUGGUAUGACAAGGGCCCUCCACCCACAUUUUGGUUGUCAGGAUUUUUUUUUACUCAAGCUUUCCUUACAGGUGCCCAACAGAACUAUGCACGAAAGUAUACCAUACCGAUUGACUUGUUGACUUAUGAUUUUGAAGUACUGGAGGACAAGGAUUACACUAAAGCACCAGAAGAUGGAGUUUAUGUCUAUGGUUUGUUUUUGGAAGGAGCAAGGUGGGAUAGAAAGAAGAAAGUACUCAAUGAAUCAUUACCAAAAAUACUUUCUGACCCUGUCCCUACUAUGUGGUUAAAACCACUGAAGAAGGAAGACCUAAAGCCAGAGAAUGUGUAUGAAUGUCCAGUGUACAAGACCACGGAGCGCAGAGGGACACUCUCCACAACUGGCCACUCAACAAAUUACGUCAUGGCCAUGCUGUUGCCCUCAGACAAGCCCCAGGCACACUGGGUGUGCAGGGGUUUAGCUCUGAUGUGCCAGCUUGACACUUAAAAUUUUCUUUUUUAGUUUUCAGAUUUUAUGUUUUAUACAGUUGAAUAUAAUGAGAAAGCAAUAAGAAUCUCUAAAAAUUGUGCUGUGAAAUGUUUUAUUUUUACAUCGCCUGUAUCUUUACAUCUUUUAUCAUACAAGUUGGAUAACUCCUCAAACCAUCAAUGAAUGUAAUUAUUAGUGAAUGUUGAUUUAUUAGACUAGACAUACAUUUAUACAUUGAUCUAGCAUAUAUAUGUCAUGAUUUUUAGAGAUUGAUAAUACAUUAUUUUAUAACAAAUG
Molecule: messenger RNA, 10696 nt
Organism: Physella acuta
Lineage: Eukaryota; Metazoa; Mollusca; Gastropoda; Physidae
Product: dynein axonemal heavy chain 7
Biological process (GO): microtubule-based movement
Cellular component (GO): dynein complex
Molecular function (GO): minus-end-directed microtubule motor activity; dynein intermediate chain binding; dynein light intermediate chain binding
Source: RefSeq, a predicted model, not a curated record